Molecule: messenger RNA, 1474 nt
Organism: Ceratina calcarata
Lineage: Eukaryota; Metazoa; Arthropoda; Insecta; Hymenoptera; Apidae
Product: acyl-CoA Delta(11) desaturase
Exons: 6
Coding region: 253-1218 (321 amino acids)
Biological process (GO): unsaturated fatty acid biosynthetic process
Cellular component (GO): endoplasmic reticulum membrane
Molecular function (GO): iron ion binding; stearoyl-CoA 9-desaturase activity
Source: RefSeq, a predicted model, not a curated record
GACGGUGUAAAUUGUUGGGCAUUAAUGAAAUUCGAACUGAGGCCACAGGGUUAAUCGAAGAGGUUCGCGGCCGGCAUUAGUUUAAGUAGUUGUUUUCGGAUCACUCAGAAGCUUGCAUCGUCUCACGUGGACAGCCAGUAUGAGUAGCUGAAAGUUUGAAACGUGUCUGGAUCGAGAACAAGUGAGUAGAAGAUUCCUACGUCGUAGCAAAGGGAAGUGCGUGGUCUCGUUAUUCACCACAGAGUUGGGAAAAUGUCGGAGAAGAAAUCAGUGAAAAACAAGGAGAUGCAAUGGGCGGUUAUUUUGUGGUACAUCCAUCUCCACGUUCUCGGACUAUACGGCUUCUGGUUUGCACUCACCAGCGCUAAAUGGAUGACCGUAUUCUUCACUCUACUGUUAACAAUUCUGGCGUAUCUCGGGGUGACAGUAGGCGCUCAUAGGUUUUGGACCCACAGGGCAUUCGAGGCUGCGUGGCCCCUCAGGUUGUUCCUAAUGCUGUGCCACACCAUCGCAGGAGUGGGACCGAUAUACGACUGGGUACUCUACCACAGGCUCCAUCACAAAUACUAUGGGACAGACAAGGAUCCUUUCAAUCACAAAAAAGGAUUUUUGUACAGUCACUUCAUGGCCAAUGUGCUGAGUUGGCACAUGGAUUACGAUGAAAUGAUACGUCUUAUAGAUAUGCGAGACGUCGAACAAGACGGCUACGUCUGGUUCCAGAAGAAGUUCUACUGGCUGCUGUUCGGAAUAUUCGGUAUACUGCUACCAGUGAACGCGCCCUUGGAGUACUGGGACGAAUCGCUGUCCGGAGCUAUAGUAAUCACCGGCUUGCUACGAUUCGCGAUCACGACGAAUAUAUCUUGGCUCGUGGCCAGCUCGCGACUCAUCUGGAGCCUUGAAGGGAAAAAGAUACCACCAGACAGCAUCAGUUUGUUUUUCAUUACUCAUUCGUUUUGGCCGGCGUACCAUUACAUGAUCCCGUGGGACUGGAAAUGCGGCGAGUACGGUACUUACGACAGCGGCGUAGCCACGUUCUUCAUUAAAAUGUGGAACGAGCUCGGCAUGGUGGAUUACUUGCGUACGUCUGAGACCGAGGAUAUCAGAGAUAUGCUUCACCAAAUGGCGAAAAAGAAGUUGACCCUUGAAAAUGGUCUCAAUGAGCUCGAAGAAUUGUCCAAGUACAACGCGAAGAAGACCAGGAUAAUACCGCGUCAUUAAACCUUGGCUCAAUCUUCUUUUCUUUUCUCAAUCGUCAUCAUCGUUAUCCCAUUACUAGAGCAUGAUAGUCGGAAAGUUCAUACCGAUUUUUAUGGAAAUAUGAAGAAAUUCAAUCAUUGUUCUACGUUCUUUCUCUCCAUCUUUUAUCCAAUUUGAAGACUCUAUCCGUAAUAAUAGUGAAAAAUAUCCAUUCGAUUGUACGCAAUUCUUAGAGAAGACAAAAUUUGUUUCAAUGUAUGGUACAUUGCAGGGCGAU